Molecule: messenger RNA, 10334 nt
Organism: Sorex araneus (European shrew)
Lineage: Eukaryota; Metazoa; Chordata; Mammalia; Eulipotyphla; Soricidae
Gene: SBNO1
Product: strawberry notch homolog 1
Exons: 32
Coding region: 155-4333 (1392 amino acids)
Biological process (GO): regulation of DNA-templated transcription
Cellular component (GO): nucleus
Molecular function (GO): chromatin DNA binding; histone binding
Source: RefSeq, a predicted model, not a curated record
CGGGGGGAGGGGCGUCAAGAUGGCGGCGGGGAGGUAGGCAGAGCCGGACGCCGCUGCCACCGCCGCCGCCGCCGCCUCCGCUUCGCUCGCCUCAGCUCCGUCCAGCCGUCGCCGCCCGGGAGAAGCCGCGUCGGCGCCGGACCGCGCGGGGAAAAUGGUGGAGCCAGGGCAAGAUUUACUGCUUGCUGCUUUGAGUGAAAGUGGAAUCAGUCCUAAUGACCUCUUUGAUAUUGAUGGUGGAGAUGCAGGGCUCACGGCGCCAGCGUCUACUCCAGCUCAGCAGUCAGUACCACUUAGUACAAUAGAACUGGGUUUGGAGACUGAAACAGCAGUUCCUGUUAAACAAGAACCAGAGACGGUACCUACUUCAGCACUAAUAAAUGUUAGGCAGCAGCCUCCGUCUACUACAACAUUUGUGCUCAAUCAGAUUAAUCAACUUCCAACCUUGGGCUCUACAAUUGUAAUGACCAAAACCCCACCUGUAACGACAAAUCGGCAAACCAUCACAUUAACCAAGUUUAUUCAGACCACAGCCAACACACGUCCUUCAGUUUCAGCACCCACAGUGCGAAAUGCUAUGACUUCUGCACCUUCCAAAGACCAGGUUCAACUGAAGGACCUGCUGAAGAACAGCAGCCUGAACGAACUCAUGAAGCUGAAGCCUCCAGCCAAUAUCGCGCAGCCUGUGGCCACUGCAGCUACUGAUGUAAGCAAUGGAACAGUAAAGAAAGAGUCCUCUAAUAAAGAAGUAGCAAGAAUAUGGAUAAACGACAUGAAGAUGAGGAGUUUUUCCCCAACCAUGAAAGUCCCUGUUGUGAAAGAAGAAGAUGAACCAGAGGAAGAAGAUGAAGAAGAAAUGGGGCAUGCAGAAACCUACGCAGAGUAUAUGCCAAUAAAAUUAAAAAUUGGCCUGCGUCACCCAGAUGCCGUAGUGGAAACCAGUUCUUUGUCUAGUGUCACUCCUCCCGAUGUCUGGUACAAAACAUCUAUUUCUGAAGAGACCAUUGACAAUGGCUGGUUAUCAGCAUUGCAGCUCGAGGCGAUCACAUAUGCAGCCCAGCAACAUGAAACGUUUCUACCUAAUGGAGAUCGUGCUGGCUUCUUAAUUGGUGAUGGUGCAGGUGUAGGUAAAGGAAGGACCAUAGCAGGAAUCAUCUAUGAAAAUUAUUUGCUGAGUAGGAAAAGAGCAUUAUGGUUCAGUGUUUCAAAUGAUUUAAAGUAUGAUGCUGAAAGAGAUUUGAGGGAUAUUGGAGCAAAAAACAUUUUGGUCCAUUCAUUAAAUAAGUUUAAGUAUGGAAAAAUAUCUUCGAAACAUAAUGGAAGUGUGAAAAAAGGUGUCAUUUUUGCUACCUAUUCUUCCCUUAUUGGUGAAAGUCAGUCUGGUGGCAAAUACAAAACUAGAUUGAAGCAACUGCUACACUGGUGCGGCGAUGACUUCGAUGGUGUUAUAGUGUUUGAUGAAUGUCAUAAAGCAAAAAACUUAUGUCCUGUUGGUUCUUCAAAGCCAACCAAAACAGGCUUAGCAGUUUUAGAGCUUCAGAACAAAUUGCCAAAAGCCAGAGUUGUUUAUGCUAGUGCCACUGGUGCUUCUGAACCGCGGAACAUGGCCUAUAUGAACCGUCUUGGAAUAUGGGGUGAGGGGACUCCAUUUAGAGAAUUCAGUGAUUUUAUUCAAGCGGUAGAACGGAGAGGUGUUGGUGCCAUGGAAAUAGUUGCUAUGGAUAUGAAACUUAGAGGAAUGUACAUUGCCCGACAACUAAGCUUUACUGGAGUGACCUUCAAAAUUGAGGAAGUUCUUCUUUCUCAGAGCUAUGUUAAAAUGUAUAACAAAGCAGUUAAGCUGUGGGUUGUGGCCCGAGAGCGAUUCCAGCAAGCUGCAGACCUGAUCGACGCUGAGCAGCGAAUGAAGAAGUCCAUGUGGGGCCAGUUCUGGUCCGCUCACCAGAGGUUUUUCAAGUAUCUGUGCAUAGCGUCGAAGGUGAAGAGAGUCGUGCAGCUCGCUCGAGAAGAAAUCAAGAACGGAAAGUGUGUUGUGAUUGGUCUGCAGUCCACAGGAGAAGCAAGGACGCUAGAAGCCUUGGAAGAGGGUGGAGGAGAAUUAAAUGAUUUUGUUUCAACUGCCAAAGGAGUAUUGCAGUCACUCAUUGAAAAACACUUCCCUGCUCCAGACAGGAAAAAACUUUAUAGUUUGCUUGGAAUUGAUUUGACAGCUCCAAGUAACAAUAGUUCUCCAAGAGAUAGUCCAUGCAAAGAAAAUAAAGUAAAGAAGCGAAAAGGUGAAGAAAUUACUCGAGAAUCUAAAAAAGCACGAAAAGUUGGUGGCCUUACUGGUAGCAGUUCCGAUGAUAGCGGAAGUGAGUCUGAUGCCUCUGGUAACGAAGAGAGUGAUUAUGAGAGCUCUAAAAACAUGAGUUCUGGCGAUGACGACGACUUCAACCCAUUUAGAGAUGAGUCUAGUGAGGAUGAUGAAGAUGAUCCCUGGUUAAUCAGAAAAGAUCAUAAGAAGAACAAAGAUAAAAAAAAGAGGAAAAGCAUCGAUCCAGAUUCUAUUCAAAGUGCCUUAUUAGCGUCAGGGCUGGGCUCAAAGCGGCCCAGUUUCUCAUCCACACCCGUCAUUGCCCCUGCUCCUAACAGCGCACCAGCUAACAGUAACACCAACAGUAACAGUAGCCUUAUAACAAGUCAGGAUGCUGUGGAAAGGGCCCAGCAGAUGAAGAAAGACCUACUGGAUAAAUUAGAAAAAUUAGCUGAAGACCUCCCGCCCAAUACCCUGGAUGAGCUCAUCGAUGAACUCGGAGGGCCUGAGAAUGUUGCUGAGAUGACUGGCCGGAAAGGAAGGGUUGUAAGCAAUGAUGAUGGAAGCAUUUCUUAUGAGUCCAGGUCUGAAAUUGAUGUCCCCGUGGAGAUACUAAAUAUCACAGAAAAACAAAGAUUUAUGGAUGGAGAAAAGAAUAUUGCGAUCAUCUCGGAAGCUGCCAGCUCAGGCAUUUCAUUACAAGCAGAUCGGAGAGCUAAAAAUCAAAGACGAAGAGUCCACAUGACUCUGGAGUUGCCCUGGAGUGCAGAUAGAGCAAUUCAGCAGUUCGGUCGAACUCAUAGGUCAAAUCAGGUUACUGCUCCUGAAUAUGUCUUUCUGAUUUCGGAAUUGGCAGGGGAGCAAAGAUUUGCAUCUAUUGUUGCUAAAAGACUGGAGAGUUUGGGGGCACUGACGCAUGGUGACAGAAGAGCAACAGAAUCGAGAGAUCUGAGCAGGUUCAACUUCGACAACAAGUAUGGAAGAAAUGCUUUAGAAAUUGUCAUGAAAUCCAUUGUAAACCUAGAUUCUCCUAUGGUAUCACCACCUCCAGACUAUCCUGGAGAAUUCUUUAAAGAUGUUCGACAAGGACUAAUAGGAGUUGGCCUCAUAAAUGUAGAAGAUCGCUCUGGAAUUCUUACUCUGGAUAAAGAUUACAACAACAUUGGGAAAUUCUUAAAUAGAAUUUUGGGCAUGGAGGUGCAUCAACAGAAUGCGUUAUUUCAGUAUUUUGCAGACACACUAACUGCAGUUGUUCAAAAUGCCAAAAAAAAUGGAAGAUAUGACAUGGGAAUCUUAGAUCUUGGUUCUGGAGAUGAAAAGGUGAGGAAAAGUGAUGUUAAGAAGUUUUUGACUCCAGGAUACUCGACCUCUGGCCACGUAGAGUUAUACACUAUAAGCGUAGAGAGGGGUAUGUCUUGGGAGGAAGCUACCAAGAUUUGGGCUGAAUUGACAGGACCUGAUGAUGGCUUUUACUUGUCUUUGCAAAUAAGAAAUAACAAGAAAACUGCCAUUUUAGUUAAAGAAGUGAACCCUAAGAAGAAGCUUUUCUUGGUUUAUAGGCCUAAUACUGGGAAACAACUCAAAUUAGAAAUCUACGCUGAUCUAAAAAAGAAAUAUAAGAAGGUUGUCUCCGAUGAUGCCCUGGCCCACUGGUUAGAUCAGUAUAAUUCAUCUGCAGAUACCUGCACGCAUGCUUACUGGCGCGGCAAUUGCAAAAAAGCAAGUUUGGGAUUGGUUUGUGAAAUAGGCCUACGUUGCCGCACGUACUAUGUAUUAUGUGGCUCAGUACUAAGCGUCUGGACAAAAGUGGAAGGUGUUCUAGCCUCUGUCAGUGGCACAAAUGUGAAAAUGCAGAUAGUUCGACUAAGAACAGAAGACGGACAGCGGAUAGUAGGUUUGAUCAUUCCAGCAAACUGUGUGUCUCCUCUUGUAAAUCUCUUGUCAACCUCAGACCAGUCUCAGCAGCUCGCAGUGCAGCAGAAGCAGCUCUGGCAGCAGCGCCACCCGCAGAGCAUCGCCAGCCUGAGCAACGCCUAGAACCUCCCGCCUGGAUGUGUCUGAAUGCCGUGGAAGCAGAUCACUGGCAUAAAAAUCAGGGACCGUUUCCAAAGAAUUAUAUAUAUAUUUUUCAGUUGUGCUCUCGUUAAUUUUGGGGCGGGGGAAUAAGGACAGAUCGGGAGUAGACCGUAACCCUGAAGGUCAGCAGUGCCCACGGGGCACGCGUCUUUCCUGCGCUUCCCAGGGUACUCCCCACACGCUUCCCUCGGGUGAGCAGAGGGCUGUGCGCUCCGUGUGUGUCAGUCUGUCGGUGAGUCUGUGAAGGCUACAAACCACUACUGGUGUAGAAACGCUUGGACCGUCCCGGACUGGCUUUCCUUUGAUGUUUUACAGUGCUCAGGGUUAAUGCAGUACAUCCAUGCCGUUCCCAGGGAGUCAUCCCGGAUGCAUGUGUUUUGAGUCUAUAACUAGAAUAUAUAUUGGUUUCUUUCUCCAACUUAUUCAAUAAUAGAUUUAUAAGCAUGAAAUGAAAGGGUUGCAUAUCAUGCAUUCAGGUUCUUUUCUAGUUUUGUUCUGACUGUGCAUGUCUUUGAAAGCAUGCGUACACGAGAUUAACACAGAAGUCAAGACACGGAGAGAGACGUUUGUAGAUGUACAGCAUUGGUUAUUGCAUUUUUAUAGUGUUUAAAUGUUUCUACCUGGGUAUUGCUUCUCACCCUUUAGACCCCCUUCCCAUCAUUCCCUUCCCACCCCCCUCCCCAUUCUCCUACCCAGGUUUCUGGUCCAGGUAAUGAGUACAUACUUUUUUUGUGAUAAAAGUCUUAAAAGUUAAUUUUAAUGUAUUAAUAGUAUUCCUAAUGUGUGCUGCAAAAUGGCUGCAAGCCUGCUUUUCUUAAGAUUACAUUUCCUUAACUUAAAUAUAGUUUUAGUAAGAAUACAAAUCUGCUUCCAUCUUGCGAACAAUAUAUAUUUUUUUAAACUUCAUUGUCUUAUUUUGCUUUGUCACUCAUAAAAAAGGAAACUGUACUUGAGUUAUAAUCUAGACAAUGAGGAAACACUUGAGGCUUCUGCUGUAUGUUUUUUUUUUGUUUGUUAUUAUUGUUACUCAGUAACUUGAAUAUUGUUUAAUUGUUGUAAGACAUUGUAGAGUUUAUCUCAAGCAGUUAAAAAUGGUAAUGUACAAAUGUGAAUAGAUACUUAUCUAUAAUAUGGAUAAGUUUUGUUUCGCCUAUAAUAGAUGUUUAUAAAAACAUGUGAGGGGGCAAUUGUUGUUUGUUUUUUAUUUUCUCGUUCUUUUUCCCAUUUUUGCUUUUUGUUUUUGUUUUGGUGGGUUUUUUCUUUCCUUUUUUUUUUUUUUUUUUUUUUUGCUUGCACAGGUUGCACUAUUGAAAACUUGACUGUAUAAAUCUGGUCAAAAGCUGCAGGAUCGCAGAGUCUUGUAGAUGUUAAAUAAAAAGUUAUUGUACAAACAAGAAGUGGACUCUUGUUUAGGCCUCGUCCCUUCAGAAGCAGCCUGAGUGGCCUCUGCGGGCAGGAGGCGCUGUGAGGAAGGACUGCAGCGAGAGCGCUCGGGAGUAGCUCUCAGCUUGGGCUCUUCUUGUUGCUCUUUGGACUCCUCACAGAACACGUGAGAUGAAUGUUCGGUGGGAAGCUAUGGCUUUCCUCCCCCUCGGAUUUGUUUUAACCCGAGUUUGGUCAUGUCAAGUUCACCGUAUGUUUUCUUUUGAUUUCCUUAUUCUCGAUGCCUAAGAGAACAACCUGAGAAACAUCUUUGUUCUUUGGCCUUCUUUGCCCCGUGGAUGCAGUCUCUCGAGCCUCAGUCUAGUCCUGUCUCCGGCAAGAAGCCCGGGAACCGCACGCAGGAGCCGGCUCGGGCCCCUCAGCCAUCGGCUGCCAAGAGCAGAAUAACUGCACCUGAGCAAGACUCCCACUUAGCUCCUCUUUAUGCACGCUUGCCGCUGAGCUUCCGGCCAUGCUCUUAGGGGAACCAGAGCCGGAGCAGGAAACAUGCUCAUCUGCUCCUUUGCCCAUUUGUUAAAAUGAAAGGUUCAGACUCCCGCUUUCUCUAGUGUGUGUCUUGUUUUUGUUUUUGUUUUUUCAAAUUUAAUUUAAAGAAACACCAGUAUGAGAAUUCUUGAGCAGGCAGUUAAUUGACUCUUAGGAUUCAUGAUGCAGUGUUUGUUCUUGGAAUUGCUCUCUUGAUGCACUGGGCCUGUGUGUGCUCUGUUCUUUGUCAAACAGUUUGUUUCCAAGAUAGGCUCAGAAAUUAGGCUUAGAUCUCUCCUAGUGGACUUUGAAAAGACCAACAGUGUGACUGGGUGUGGAGCUCAGCACAGCAGGCCACACACCCGGCUAGGCUGCUCGGGGAUCACCUGACCCCUGUCACACUGCGCCCUUUCUGAGUCAGCAGCUGCAGCGUGUCCAGCCUGGAGGCCAGCACACAGGUCCUCCUCAGUCAGAAAAUCAGGACUUAGCAACAACUAAGUACUAAAAUGAGGUUCUUUCAUGCCAGGGUCUGGGUAAGACUUCUGAGCCGAGGGCCUGGCUGAACCUAAUGAGUCCAUAGGCUUCUCCAAGGCCUGUUCUCCACAUUGGGCAGGAUGGCUCUGAGCAGGAAGAUUUGAUGAUAAACUAUGUCAGUCUUUUCAAGGUCAGUUGUACUGAAAGAGAAUGUCCAGUCCAGAGCUGCUCAGGUGUUCCGGAAAAUUGUGUUCCCCUCACUUAACAGUCUCUUAUACACAAGAUCUUUAUUAGCAGCUUAGUGCAAUUAUCCAGCUCCUGUCAAUAAAGCAGAUUCCUAAAAGUAUUAUUGAAGUAUUUUUUAAACAUUAUUUGAUCGAAAAGCAUCUUGAGCAGUUUUCCCUUUUUUGCUGCUUAAUUGCAGAUACCUUUUUUCAGUGUCUUUAUAUCUGUAUAUAAAUUAGCAAGAACUUACACUCAGCGCAGUGUAAUAUAUAUAUAUAUAUAUAUUGUGUGUGUAUUUAUUCCAGCUCAGUUGAAUAGCACUUCAGUAAUCUUUCUGAGUUGCCACAAUAGAUUCAUUUUGCUUCCUUCCCCUGUAGAGGCAAAAGUUGUAGAUUACCAAGCCCCAGGAGAAUGUAGGAUUUCAGAGGCACAGUUUUCUAAUUCCUGCGGUGUUUUUUUUGCUAGUGUCCAUGUGAGUUGUAAGGGGCAGGACAAAUAAAGGAUACCGGAGCAGCAUUUAGAGUCGUAUAGCAGAAGCCUUACCCCACCCUCGAAUUGUCCAGGUUAGCGCAAGAUCAGAUGUUGAUGCACCUGAAUUUUUAUAAGUGGAACAAAGGAGCUCAUUCUCUUUCCCCGCCCACCCCCAGUUCAGAGCUUUGUCCCUGGCGGCAGUUGGAGGGCUGAGGUCCUUUUUCUUAGAGAUAUUACGAUGAAGCUUUCUGUCAGAACCCUUUUCUAAUGAGUGUCUUUGCUUCCGUGCAUGGUGCUACACGUGAGUCUCUGCUAGCUAGGAUCCAGUUAGGCCAAGCCAGGCAUUCCAGUGGCUGAGGGAUCACUGUGACGAUAGACGUUUGUGGGCCACCCAUCCUGCGUCUGGGCUCUCGCACACCCUGUAUGCUUAGCUGCUGGAGUACAGCAAGCAGUCCGUAUUAAGCUACAGCUGAAGCAGAGCUGUCUACAAACAAUUCUCAUUGGAUGCCAGUUGUGUAAUACACAUGUUUCUUCAGGACAUGUCAGUGAAGAAACACCUCUAGAUACCCCAGCCCAAGCUAGCUAAUAAUCCUUUUCUGAGUACUUGAGGUAAAAUCCAAAACCAACUUCUAAUUUUAUGCUGUACUUAUAUAUAUGUACAUAAUGUGUAUAUAUAGAAAUGUUGAGUUCUUUUGAAUUCUGAAUGUAAAUAUUUCUUGUAAAUGAGGAUCCACCCACUCGUUUUUCCCCUUUCCCUCUUCCCUUCAAUCCUAUUUAUUCUUUUCUUGACUUCCCAUGUGAAGCAUCUUUUUUAAUGUAGAAAAGUAUGAAAAGCCUUUCAGUUGAAGUUGUUCAGAUAUUUUAGAAUUCACAUUUGCAUCUUUACUGUAGAUAGAAUUUUUCUGUCUCAUUAAUAUUUUUCAACAUGCCUGAUUGUGUUUUGCAUUUUUAUUACCAAUUUUUACUGUGUGCAAUGCGUUAUAUUGGGGAGACGUACUUGAGUGCAAUUUCUGAUACUGUCAUUAUAUGACUAGUUCUGCUCAUUUGUGUUGCUCUUUGGAAGCUCUAGUGAGUGAGCUUGAUGUUUUCACCUAAAAUUGAUUUCUUCUCAAGACUUCUGAGCGCCUCUAACUUCUUCAGUGAGUUUGGGAUCAGACUUGCCUCUCCAGCAGACCCAGCUUGCCUCCCGCCCGUGAAGGUGGUUGUUCAGGCCUGCACCAGAUUCUGGGUCAGUGCAGCUGUCCAGCACAGGGAAUCUUGUCAUGUGGGAAGCAGUUUCUGGCCCACUGCUGUUGAGUUCAGAAGUGUGCCUGGCUGCCUCGCCUCAGGUGCUCGUCAGAAACUGACUUGGUAGUGCGAGCAUGCCCCGCGAGCUGCUGUCUGGCUGGAGAAGGCACGCCGAGAAAGCUGUUCCUGUUUCUCCAAGAGGAGAGCAACACUGCCACCUUCCCAGCCUUCUACUCGGGGGUUGGUACAGUGUCGAGGGCAAGACGGAGGAGACCGGGCAAGAAGCGUCCCCGCCUCACUAUCCUCACGCAUCCCGACUAGGACCGCCAAAGAUCUAGGAGCUGAGUUGUCUCCACGCACACGCGUGUCACGGUGGUAUCACAUCUGAUGACACCAUAAUUUCAGCCAGAGGCUGCUCCUGGUUCCGUGCAUGGGACCACAGGGUGCAGGCGCUCCAGCCCUCAGGGCCUUCUCUGUCUGGUCGUUAGUGUCGUCUCGUAGGAAUCCCAGGGGCGGAUUAUGAAAACGGGCAGCAGCAGGGAGGCGAGCAGCCGCUUUUUAUAGACUUUGCACUUUUGAGAGAGGAAGAUUUCUCCGUAACUUUUCAGCAAAGUGCUGUGAGCGUUUCAAAGGCCUUUCAUUCUUGUACUGUUCUACUCAUUACUGCUGGUAGGUUUGUUGGAAAUUUAAAAGUUGAGUCUUUGGAACCUAAUUUGUCAUGACUCUGGCCCGUCUGAGAUUAGUUCUCUUGUGAUCCCGGUUCAGAACCAUGCCACUCCGCUUCCAUCCCCGGGCGUCUCUGGCGUUGUUGGGUCCCCGCAGAGCGGAGGGCUGGGUGAGCCUUCGUUUCUGCAGUUCCGUCCCUCAAGCAGAAUGGCCCUGGCUCACCUUUCCACCUUCCUUCCCUGCGGGUCUCUGUGCUGUACCCAUUGUCGCUACGCUGAAGCAGUUGAGGCUUGAACCUUCCUUUCUGACUCCCACGUUUGGGAGCAAAGAGCUUUUUUUCUACCUAGCACACUUGCCGUCUCACCCUCCUGGGGGGAGGGGAAGUCAUUGAUUCAUGGUUUAUCCUGAUUCCGAACUACUGAUACUGUUUUUCAAUAACACUUGUACCUGCAUCAGUUGGGAGCGGGGAGGGGGUGCUGUACCUGCCAGGCUCACCGCUGCGGAGCGAAGGCUCCUGUGUACAUACGUAGGCCUGGCCCUUCCUCCCUUAGGAAGCGGACCACGUAUCCGGAAACAGCAGGAUGGAAUCCAAAGACUAUUUGAUAAAAAAGGACGUAAACUAUGUGUUUGUUUGAUUCUUGUUCUUCCUUUGACUCUCCCUUUUUGUAUUGUUCCUCUGUUUUGAAUGUCUGUCAGCGUCGGCCACUGCUGCUGAUAUGCACUGCUUCGCCACCCUGCCACGGUGACACAGCACUAAUCCAGAAGACAUUGUUCCAGCCAUUUUCAUAUGUGACUUUAAAAAUAUGGGGCCUCAUGCAAUAAAACUGUAUUGGCUGCAUUAGUGAGGUUUGAUCACCCUUACUGGCAAAACUGAUCAACAUGAAGCUUAACAAAUUCUGUAUUUCGUUUUAUGUUACUGUAUUUUAUUUUUGUUUUGUUUUGUUUUCCCCUUUUUUGGGUAAAAUUCUUAAAUAAAUUAAACUGGCUACUA